Molecule: messenger RNA, 1198 nt
Organism: Tinamus guttatus (white-throated tinamou)
Lineage: Eukaryota; Metazoa; Chordata; Aves; Tinamiformes; Tinamidae
Gene: GDAP1
Product: ganglioside induced differentiation associated protein 1
Biological process (GO): mitochondrial fusion; mitochondrial fission
Cellular component (GO): mitochondrial outer membrane
Source: RefSeq, a predicted model, not a curated record
GCGGGGCGGACGGCGGGCAUGGCGCUGGCCAGCGGGCCGCCGGGCCGCCUCGUGCUCUACCACUGGACUCAGUCCUUCUCCUCGCAGAAGGUGCGCUUGGUGAUUGCUGAAAAAGCCCUAAAAUGUGAAGAGCAUGAUGUAAACCUGCCGCUGAGUGAACACAACGAACCUUGGUUUAUGCGUCUAAAUUCAUCUGGAGAAGUACCAGUCCUAAUCCAUGGGGAAAAUAUUAUUUGCGAGGCAACGCAGAUUAUUGACUAUCUUGAAGCAACAUUCAUAGAUGAGGGAGUACCACGAUUAAUGCCAGAAGAAGGGAGUAUGUAUUACCCCAGGGUGCAACACUACAGAGAGCUUUUGGACUCCUUGCCUAUGGAUGCCUACACUCACGGCUGCAUCCUACACCCUGAAUUAACAGUGGACUCCAUGAUUCCAGCCUAUGCUACAACCAGAAUUCGUAGUCAAAUAAGUAAUACAGAAUCUGAACUGAAGAAACUUGCGGAAGAAAAUCCAGACCUUCAAGAUGCCUAUAUAGCAAAACAGAAGCGCCUUAAAUCUAAACUGCUGGAUCAUGAUAAUAUAAAGUAUUUAAAGAAAAUACUGGAUGAACUGGAAAAAGUUCUGGAUCAAGUUGAGACUGAAUUGCAGAGGCGAAAUGAGGAAACACCAGAAGAAGGAAAACAGCCUUGGCUCUGUGGUGACUUCUUCAGCCUGGCAGAUGUAUCUCUUGCUGUCACAUUACAUCGCUUGAAGUUUCUGGGAUUAGCAAGAAGAAACUGGGGAAAUGGAAAACGACCCAAUUUGGAAGCCUAUUAUGAGCGUGUCCUGAAGAGAAAAGCAUUUUACAAAGUUUUAGGACAUGUCAACAACAUAUUAAUCUCAGCAGUUCUGCCAACUGCAUUCCGUGUGGCCAAGAAGAGAGCACCCAGAGCCUCCUUCUUGGUUGGCAUGCUAUCAUGAAUGGGUUAUUUUGCUUUCCUGUGUCUUCGGAAGAGGUUUGCCAACGUGAUGCUAUCGAUUAGAACCAGACAAAAUUAUUUUUAGGCUUGUCUGUCCCUGGUGGUAGGUGGAGUUCAUCUCUAGCCCCAGGAAAAUAUCAAAAACAAGCAUAUAAGAAAGGUUAUGUCCAUGAAUUAGAACGCUGUCACACAGUGAUUGUCUGCUGCUUUUGAGUAAUUGGAUUGACAAUGCUGGUACUUGU